Melitaea cinxia (Glanville fritillary) is the source of this 3894-nucleotide messenger RNA. RefSeq names its product contactin (gene Cont). The record is from RefSeq and is a predicted model, not a curated record. Gene Ontology annotation, molecular function: protein binding. NCBI's taxonomy places the organism in Eukaryota, Metazoa, Arthropoda, Insecta, Lepidoptera, Nymphalidae. The transcript has 4 exons. Gene Ontology annotation, biological process: cell-cell adhesion. The coding region runs from base 1 to 3894 and encodes 1297 amino acids.
AUGAGGAAACAAAUCAUGAGAGUGAUCUUGAUUUUAUUAACGGUGUGUAAUCGUGUGUACAGUCAAGGCCUGGAUCAAUCAAUUCCCAUUAAUCCAAAUUAUCCGCAAUCGUAUCUAACAGAUACUAAUCAGAAUGGAUCGCUUUAUCGUCAAAAUAAGCAAAUUCCUUAUGGCAGUUUUCCAGUAAAUGGAAAUGACUACAGCCAAACAGCGCAGAGUUCGUUUUAUCAAGAUAGUUUCAAUUCAGACGUGUACGGUGAUGGAGAUAACGAUGUCGAUCCACAGAAUACUGCUACUUAUUAUGCAGGUUUAGACUAUGAGGAGCGCUACCGGUGUCCCCCCCAUUGGAUUCCUUUUAGAGAAUCAUGUUAUCGUUUUACGAAAUCUCCCGAUCGUCCACGAAACGAAGCUCGCAAAAUUUGUCAAGCAUUUGAGGCAGACUUAGCUUCUAUAAGCAGUCCUGAAGAGCAUGGUUUUAUUAUAACUACUUUAAUGCAUAUAGAUCCACAAAAAGGUUCAUGGUAUGUUGGAGCUCACCAGCAAUCACCAGGAUACUGGGCUAAUGAAGGGGAUGGCUCCCAGUUGACAGGUUUGGAGAAUGCUUUCUUUGAUGACAGAAUUUUGACAUACACUAGUUACAACUUACUCCCUCGUGAUUAUUUAGUGUAUAGAUUUUCACAUGAAGAUGGUCGUUGGGGCUUAGCACCAAUUGAAGGUACUCAAUAUUUACACUUUAUUUGUGAAGGUCAAACACAGAGACUUCAUUACCUCAUUGAAGAAGAAAGAUCAUUUACAUAUGGAUUAGAUACAUUUGAUCCUGAGAGAAUACCUAAAGGACCAUUCUUCAUAAAGGAGCCAGUGGAUACUAUAUAUGAUCCUUUGAGACAUCAACAUGUUCAGUUGACAUGCAUAGCAGGAGGUUACCCAGCACCUACUUACAAAUGGUAUAGAGAAGAUUAUCAAGUAGAUAAUCCUAUUUAUACUGAAAUAGAUCCCCUCUCCGAUCCGAGAAUAAUUUUAAGUGGUGGAACACUCAUGAUUUACAGUCCAGAUGCAGAUAAAGAUAAUGCCAAAUUUCACUGUACCGCAACAAAUAAAUUUGGGGUUAUACGAUCGGAAUCUGUAAGAUUAUCCUUUGGUUUUAUACGAGAAUUUAAUCAGAAAAGACCUGUUGAGAGUGGGAAACAAUAUUGGGGGAAAGUUAUUAAUUGCGAUCCACCAUCUUAUUAUCCGUCAGUAAAUUUCUUAUGGGCUCGUGGUUAUUUCCCUAACCUGGUAGAGGAAGACAGACGUGUAUUUGUAUCUUAUGAUGGGGGUCUAUAUUUCUCUUCUUUAGAGAAUAUUGAUAGAGGGAAUUAUAGUUGUAAUGUUAUGAGUAAAGUAUCUGAUGCUGGUCGUAAUGGUCCUUUCUUUCCUCUACUCGUGUACCCAAAUUCGGAUUAUCAACAGCUGAAAUUUCCAAAUAAUUUCCCUAAAGUAUUCCCAGAGGCCCCCAUAGUUGGGCAUGAGGUUCGAUUGGAGUGUGUAUCAUUUGGUUAUCCUGUUCCCUCUUAUAAUUGGACUAGAAAAGCUGGAGGUAUUCCAAGAAAAGCAUAUUUGAGUAGCUUUGACCGUGUGUUAACCAUACCUAAUGUUGGUGUUGAAGAUGAAGGUGAAUAUAUUUGUGAUGUGCGUAAUGACAGAGCACGUAUAUCUAACAGUGUAUUCUUAAAAGUACAAGCUGAGCCAAAUUUUACCAUUCCAUUGACUAAUAAACAUGUGGACAAUAAAGGAGAUUUACACUGGAACUGUGAAGCAUUUGGUAUACCUGAUGUUAACUAUACUUGGUGGAAAAAUGGCGAAAAACUCUCAAUGGAUACAUUACAGACUGAAGACAGGGAUAGGUAUGUUAUACAAGAUAAUGUAUUAAUAAUUAAAUACUUAGAUCCAACUCGAGACCCUGGUAUGUAUCAAUGUGAGGCUAAAAAUCAAUUAAAAGCUAAAUAUUCAACAGGACAGUUACGUGUUUUAUCUCUUAAACCUUCAUUUAAAAAACGGCCAUUGGAAUCAGAGACCUAUGGAUCAGAAGGAGGAAAUGUAACACUUCGUUGUAAUCCAGAGGCCGCACCCAAACCUACAUUUACUUGGAAAAAAGAUAACAUUGUCAUUGGAGCAGGUGGUAAAAGAUUUAUAACAGAAAAAGGUAAUCUCAUUAUACGUCAACUGUCUAGAGACGAUGAAGGAGUAUAUACUUGUGUUGCCAAAAAUCAAUACGGUUCAGACGAGAGUCGAGGACGCCUAAUUGUUUUGCGUGCACCACGCUUUAUAGAACGAUUACCACCGCGUAUUACGACACAAGUAGGCCAAGUGAUUUUCUUACAUUGUAGUGCAGAAAUAGACUCUCUUUUAGAUACGGCUUACCUGUGGAAUCAUAAUGGUAUAAGAAUGAAAGAGGGAGCUGAUCUUUUUGCCGACAAACGAAUAAAGAUUGAUGGAGGAGAAUUAACUAUCUUUGAUGUUAGUCUGUCGGAUGUCGGUGAAUACGAGUGUGUCGUUAAAUCAGCUAUUGGUCGGAUAUCAACUCGUACCCAGUUACGUAUAGAAGGACCACCAGGUCCCCCAGGAGGUUUACAAGUUAUAAAUAUACAACGUUCUUCAGUAACUCUAGAAUGGACCGACAGCAAUCCUAACGGCCGUCCUAUUACAAACUAUGUCGUCACUGGCCGUACGCAAUGGAACUCAUCAUGGUACAUUGUAAGCGAUAGUGUUACAAAUGUAAUGGAAAUUGGUAGAUACAACGGACGUAAGCGCGCGACAAUAACCACGACUUUAAUGCCAUGGUCAGUUUAUGAAUUCAGAGUUCAAGCUGUAAAUAGCUUAGGUACAGGAGUACCUUCAUCUCCCAGUCCUCAAUUUUCUACUCAACCUGAUAAGCCUUAUCAAGCUCCGUUUAAUGUAGGAGGUGGUGGUGGAAAAAUUGGCGAUCUUACAAUUAAAUGGACUCCUCUGCCUCUAUCACUGCAAAAUGGUCCAGGUAUCCAUUACAAAAUAUUUUGGCGUCGCAAUAAUUCGGAAGUUGAGUUUCAAUCACUUCUGUUAAAAGAAUAUGGAAAUGUUGGUAUGCAUGUUGUGCAUAUUCCAUUAGAUUUCUUUUUCACUCCAUACAAUGUAAAAGUUCAGGCUUUUAAUGAGAUCGGGGCGGGUCCAGAAAGUGAAGUGGUGACGAUCUAUUCGGCCGAAGAUAUGCCACAAGUUGCUCCACAGCAAGUAUACUCUCGAUCAUUUAACUCUACCUCUCUAAAUGUUACAUGGAAUCCUAUUGAUCAGUCCCGAGAGAGGCUGCGUGGUAAAUUGAUAGGCCAUCGUCUCAAAUAUUGGAAGCAAGUUAACAAGGAAGAGGAAUGCAUAUACUUUCUAUCUAGGACAACACGUAAUUGGGCUCUUAUAGUUGGAUUGCAACCAGAUACCUAUUAUUUCGUAAAGGUAAUGGCAUUUAAUUCGGCCGGUGAAGGUCCAGAGAGCGAACGGUAUUUGGAGCGUACAUAUCGUAAAGCCCCGCAAAAGCCUCCGGCGUCUGUCAACGUGUGGGCCGUUAAUCCAAGCACUGUUCGUGUCGUCUGGAGAUAUGUUCAGCCAACAGACGAGGAAGAGCCGCUUAUUGGCUAUAAGGUAAGGGUAUGGGAAAUUGACCAAGACAUGAGCACUGCCAAUGAUACUUUGAUACCAGUUGAACAUAAACUAGAAGCUUAUGUUACAAAUUUGACACCGGGCAAAACAUAUAAUUUGAGAGUACUAGCAUUUUCAAAUGGAGGGGAUGGUAGAAUGUCAUCUCCAGCUAUAACUUUCCAAAUGGGAGACUAUCACAGUGAUGCUUAUGGAUACUAUCUCAAACUUAUUCCGGCUACUGAAAACUGA